Molecule: messenger RNA, 1179 nt
Organism: Humulus lupulus (European hop)
Lineage: Eukaryota; Viridiplantae; Streptophyta; Magnoliopsida; Rosales; Cannabaceae
Exons: 3
Coding region: 1-1179 (392 amino acids)
Source: RefSeq, a predicted model, not a curated record
AUGAUCAAUGGUUCGCUGCAUGGUUAUUUUGAAGCCAAAAGAGGGUUGCGACAAGGGGACCCAAUGUCACCUCUUAUUUUUGUACUGGGAAUGGAGUACCUCACUAGAAUUAUGAAAAGAGUUGGCCAGAAAUCUGAUUUUCUUUUUCAUGACAGAUGCAAAGAGCUGAAGCUGAAUCAUCUUAUUUUCGCAGAUGAUGUUUUACUGUUUUGCAAUGGAUUGCAGCCUAAUGCUUCCAAGUCUGCAAUAUAUUGCAGUGGGAUGAAUAAUAAUGAGGUACAACGCAUUCUGGAUGCUUCGGGCUUUAGAAAAAGUGAUGUCCCGUUCAACUAUUUAGGUAUUCCAAUCUGUGCUAAGCGAAUAUCUGCUAAGGAGUGUAGCUUGUUGGUGGAUAAAAUGACCAAUAGGAUCAGGUCCUGGAGUACAAGGAAUAUUUCAUUUGCGGGUCGGGCAGUUUUGAUUAAUUCUGUUCUACUCACAAUACACUCAUAUUGGAGCCAAAUCAUGUUGCUGCCUAAGAAGUUGCUAAAAGAAAUUGAGGCCAUUUGUAGAGCCUUCUUGUGGAAUGGCCAACAAAUGAUGACUGGAGCAGGGCAAAUUGCUUGGGACAGCAUAUGUAAGCCUAAAGCAGCAAGAGGUAUAGGCUUCAAGAACAUCUCUGAAUGGAACAAAGUAGCCAUGUUUAAGUAUGUUUGGGCUAUAGCGGCUAAAGAAGAUAAUAUGUGGGUUAAAUGGGUGCACAGUGUGUACAUAAAAGAAGAAGAUUGGUGGGGUUACAAUGCCCCGUUACAUGGUAGCUGGUAUUGGAGGAAGAUCGUAGCAAUCAAAGACAAAGUGAAGACACUUGUGGACUUAGCUCUAUUCACUCAAGAAAGCGAUUGUCUUCAACAGAUUAAGAGCUGGUUGCACUGGGGGAUUUCUUCUUGUCAGCUGCCUAGUAAUUUGCGGUUGAUUGGAAGAAUGAAGACAACAAAGUUCAGGAAAGUGGCUAUUUCAGCUAUUAUUACUGCACUGGUGUAUCACUUAUGGAGAGCCAGAAACGAAAGAAUUUGGCUUUCCUCCCUUGACAAUCCAAAAAGCAUUAUACAGAAGAUUAAAAUAGCUAGUAAGAAUAGAAUUCAAAGUGUCUGGCCAAAAAAAGUUUCUGCAAAGGACUUAGAAUGGUAUACUGUAUUAUAA